AUUAUAAAGCAAUAUAUGGUCAUUUGCGAGCUUACCUCAUAUAAAAAACCCUACUCUUACUUAAACUGCCGCUCUUCACCUGGUUUUCCAGUUUUCGUCUGCAUCUAUUUUCCAGUUGAGAUGAGCCCGAUAAAGAAGGGGAAGGAAAACCGCCUGCGAGAGAUAGAGGUGCUCAUCAUCUCCGCCCAGGAUCUGAAGAACGUGAAGCACGUGACGAAGAUGCGGGCGUACGCCGUGGUGUACGUGGAGCACGAGCACGUGGCGAAGACCCACGUGGACGAGGACGGGGGCGUGAAUCCGACGUGGAACGAGAAGCUGACAGUGAAGUUCCGAGAAGGGCUGCCGGAGACGGACGUGAUGGCGGCACUGAACGUGGACAUAUACGCGCACGGUCACGUGAGGGAGAAGCCGGUGGGGAGCGCGCGCGUGCUGCUGUGCGACGUACUGAAGGAGGGAGACGCGUCAGAGCCGGUCGAUAACCCGAUACAGUGCCUGACGUUACAGGUGAGGAGGGCGUCUGGUAGGCCCCAGGGGCUGCUGAACCUGUGGGUCCCACCUACAGGGAGGUUUAUGCAGAGGAGGGAGUCUUUGUCGUUUAAUGUGAAGGAUGAGGUGGAGGUGGAAGUGGGAGAUGACGUGGCGGUGGAUGAGAAGGUUGCAUGAUAGGAUUUUGCUAUUUUUAGUUUUAGUUGCUUUUUCUUCCCUUGUUCUUGUAAUUCGAUACCGUAGUAAGGUAUGAAAUGACUGUAUUUCUGA
This is a messenger RNA of Magnolia sinica, 756 nucleotides long. RefSeq names its product BON1-associated protein 2-like. Gene Ontology annotation, biological process: defense response. The record is from RefSeq and is a predicted model, not a curated record. Lineage: Eukaryota; Viridiplantae; Streptophyta; Magnoliopsida; Magnoliales; Magnoliaceae. The coding region runs from base 16 to 663 and encodes 215 amino acids. The transcript has a single exon.